AUGGCGGUCACCUGACACACUUCAGUCCACUAGUCCACUGUUAAAAUAAAGUUGGUUGACGGUACAUGUGAGAAAUAAAUAUAAUUAAUAAAAAUGGCUUUACACGUUCCAAAAGCACCGGGUUUUACCGGUAUGAUGAAAGAGGGUUCACGAUACUUCAGUGGGCUCGAGGAAGCGAUUUACAGAAACAUCACUGCGUGCAAAGAAUUUGCACAGACAUUGCGCACUGCCUAUGGUCCCAAUGGUAUGAACAAAAUGGUAAUUAACCAUUUGGAGAAGUUGUUUGUAACUAGUGAUGCUGGUACGAUUAUGAGAGAGUUGGAUGUUGAGCAUCCCGCGGCUAAGAUUAUGGUGAUGGGGUCUCAGAUGCAGGAAGCCGAGGUUGGAGAUGGUACUAACUUUGUUGUUAUUUUUGCUGGAGCACUUCUUGAAGGUGCUGAGGAGCUUUUGCGACUUGGUAUCACCACAUCAGAAAUAGUCUUAGGAUAUGAAACAGCGUUGGAAGUGUCUCUGGAAUUUUUAAAAUCUCUCGUAGCCUAUGAAAUUACGGAUGUCAGGAAUGUCGAUGAGGUUAAAAAAGGUUUGAGGGCUGCAAUAAUGAGUAAACAGUACGGAAACGAAGACUUCCUGGCUGAGCUGAUCAGCGAGGCCUGUGUGUCUAUUUUACCCGAGAAAACUACCUUCAACGUCGACAACGUUAGAGUUUGCAAGAUUUUGGGUGCUGGUUUGCAUACGUCACGUGUUAUUCAGGGUAUGGUGUUCAAGAGACAAGUCGAAGGCGAUGUCUCCAAACAGCUUAACGCUAAAAUAGCUGUUUAUACCUGCCCUGUUGACAUUACUCCCACCGAAACUAAGGGUACUGUCUUAAUCAAGAGCGCUGCCGAGCUUGUUAACUUCUCACGGGGUGAGGAGUCGCUUCUCGAGUCGCAAAUUAAAGCUAUCGUUGACACCGGGGCUAAAGUUAUUGUUUCUGGUGGAAAAAUAGGUGACAUGGCACUUCAUUUUCUCAAUAAGUACAACAUUAUGGUUGUACGCAUUCCAAGUAAAUUUGACAUCAGGCGUCUUUGCAAAGCUGUUAAUGCUACUGCUUUGUCUAAAUUGACUCCACCAACUCAAGAAGAACUUGGAUUUGCUGACUCAGUAUACACUGAUGAAUUAGGAGAUACCGAGGUUGUAGUAUUCAAAUUAGACAACAAGGAGAGUAGAAUUAGUACCAUAGUCGUACGAGGCUCCACUGAGAAUCACAUGGACGAUAUUGAACGUUGUAUUGACGACGGUGUUAAUACAUUCAAAGGGAUAACUAGGGACGGUAAAUUCAUAGCAGGAGCUGGAGCUGCGGAAAUUGAACUGGCUGCUCACGUCGCCACUUAUGCUGACACCCUUCCUGGUUUGGAUCAAUAUGCUGUCAGGAAAUUCGCUAAUGCGCUUGAAGUUUUCCCCAAAACUCUUGCUGAGAACACCGGAACUCGCGCUUCUGAACUGUUGUCCAAAUUGUAUGCGGCUCACAAAGAAGGAAAGAAGUUCCAUGGUUAUGAUAUCGAGGGAGCUGGAGUAGCAUUAGUAGACGCCGUCGAAACUGGAAUUUUGGACUCAUACAGAACAAAAGAGUGGGCUUUGAAAUAUGCGGUUAAUGCUGCCUGUACUAUCCUGAAGGUCGAUCAAAUAAUAAUGGCCAAGCGCGCCGGUGGACCUAAAAUGCCACCUCAAGGAGGCGGACACAAUAGUGACGAUGAAUAAAAACAUUGAGACUGUUGGCGACAAUAAACUUAUUGUUUUUAUAUCUUGUCCAUUUAAUUACAUUAAAUUAAAUACAUUACAUAAAAAAAAAUUUAUAAAUAGAUUAACAGAGAAAACGCAGAUCUUGGAAAAAAAUCUCGGGAUAUUUUUUCAGAUCUUUAAUCUUAACAUGAAAGCGGAUCUAAUUUUUUUCUAUAAAAACCUAACGCUUUGCACUUUUCUACUCAUCCAAUCACGCAAUUUUUUGUCAUGUAAUUAUUUAUUAAGAGAUAAGAUUUAAUGUUUUAAUAAAAAUCGUAAUUUUCAGAAA
Messenger RNA from Cotesia glomerata, 2047 nucleotides. It is a transcript of the gene CCT8, whose product is annotated as T-complex protein 1 subunit theta. The transcript is spliced from 5 exons. Gene Ontology annotation, cellular component: chaperonin-containing T-complex. The record is from RefSeq and is a predicted model, not a curated record. Gene Ontology annotation, molecular function: ATP hydrolysis activity; ATP binding; ATP-dependent protein folding chaperone. Gene Ontology annotation, biological process: protein folding. NCBI's taxonomy places the organism in Eukaryota, Metazoa, Arthropoda, Insecta, Hymenoptera, Braconidae. The coding region runs from base 94 to 1737 and encodes 547 amino acids.